GUUAAGUGCGUAACAUACAUAAUUGCUAACAAGGAGAUACGGUCUAUUCAUCGUGAAGUGAUGCAUGCACUAAGACAUUAAUAAGCAAGAGGAAAUAUAUUCAAAUGACUAGAUUUAAUUAAUGUAAUUUUAUUCGAAAUAAACUAAUUAGAUAAACUAAACAUUAAUUGGAAACAUUAUAUCUCAAAGAUCAUUUGUGUCAAUAUAGUAAGUAUCAAAGAUGUAGAAUGUAUAAAGGAAGUGAGGAAAUAAGAGGAAUGAAUGGCAUCUUCAGGGCAAGAUAAAACAACAGCCGACAGUACUAGUGGAAAUGAUGAGCAAAAGAAAUCUUCAAACAUUCCUGAUAAAGUAGUACAAGAAUUGAAUGAGGCCUACAAGAAACAUGGCAAAUCAGGUAUAAUAGAAUCUGUAAAAGAGAAGCUGAAUGAAUGGAAGAAGGUUCCUCUUAAUAUUGCUAUCACAGGAAGCAGUGGUGUUGGAAAAUCAAGCUACAUAAAUGCCUUACGUGGUAUGACAGCUGAUGAUGAUGGUGCUGCACCAGUUGGUGUCGUUGAAACAACUGCUAGUCGAACACCUUAUACACAUCCGGAAAACGAAUGUUUUGUACUGUGGGAUCUUCCCGGAGUGGGAUCUCCAAAUUUUCCCAGAGACAGCUAUCUUGAGAAAAUACAGUUUAGAAGAUACGAUUUCUUUCUGGUAUUCUCGGCAAGUCGAUUUACAAUGAACGAUAAGUGGCUGGCUCAACAAAUUAAGCAGGCAGGUAAACACUUUUAUUUUAUCAGAACUAAAAUCGACUUGGAUAUAUCGGACAAUAAGAAAUCACAUCCAAUAACUCAUUCAAUGGUUCAAGUCUUACAAACAGUACGUUCAGACUGUAUGACCCAUUUGCAAAACGAAGGAUUUACAAAUCCGGAAGUAUUCAUCAUCAGUAACUUUGAUGUAAACGAGUUUGACUUCGGACAAUUGUCUGAACGACUCAUUAAAGAUGCUCCAGACAUCAAGCGGGAGGCUUUAACACUAUCGUUGACCAAUCUCACCGAAAGAAUAAUCAGGACCAAAGAAAAAUAUCUAAAGAAAAGAAUAUACAUUGUUUCCAUUGCGUCUGCUGCAGCUGCUGCAGUUCCAAUUCCAGGCGUUGGAUGUAGCGUGGAUAUCGCCAUACUACUUGAAGAAGCUGUGUUUUACCGACAGCAGUUACAGCUAGAUGAAGCGUCCUUUCAAGAAAAUGCUGCAGCAUUGAAUAUUUCAGUAAACGAAUUGCAACGGAAACUAAAUCUCCAAAGCCAGAUAAUUUCUUUCACUUCUGCUGGACUUCUUGCUUUCUUCGCUAGUCUAGGAAUAUCGAACCUCUCCGAAAACAUUCUAAAACUUUUACUUCCCAUUGUCGGCAUUGUGAUUGCUUCCGGAAUUUCUUACGGAGUCCAGGUACACUGUUUAAAUAAGCUCUUAGACAUUAUAGUUAAUGACGCAUUGCGUAUUCACGGGGAGAUGACCAAAAUCUCCGCUAAAAAUGCCGUAGAUGAUAUUCAAACGACACAAACUGAGGUGAAAAAGGUUGAAUCAGAGUGAUGUUUGGAUGUAUAUGUGUAUUAAAACCGGUUUUCUAUUCCUUAACAUAAUUCACGUAAAAAAGACAAUCAGAUACUGAAACAAGUUUAUAUCAAAAAUACUUUGGAAUAUGUAAAACAUUAAUAUUGCAAUAUGUAGAGUGAGUUUGGUUUCACGGCGAAUCGACACAAAAUGAUCAUAUAUCGCCGAAGGCAAUUGGUAGCGAUUAAUUUGCAAAUAUUAAAUACUAGAUAGUUACGUAAAUGUAGUCAACCUAAAAUAUGUGGACGGAAUACCUCUGAUCAAAAUUUUAAUUCUUAAAUUAUGUAACUGAAUUCCAUGCAGUUAAGCUUCUAACACAUUACUAAUCAAGUGAAAAUUUGACAUCAGUAAUCUGUGCAAUAUUGGUACUGGUAAUUUUUGAGUACGCAUGAAAAGAAGUGUGCUUUUGCGCUAGUGCAACCGAGUGUAAAUCUUGUGCAUGUAAACAGAGCUUUAUUAUACAUCUACUUAACUCAAACGUUUUCGUAAACGUUUGAGUAGUCAAGUCAAUGAGAUCUGUUACAAAAUAUGCAAUCUUGUCGAGCAUAUUUAUCUAACACCUCUUUAAUCAUUUAUUGGUAGAGUUAUCUUUCUGCUAAACAGACCCGUGAUAUUCGGGUAUCGAAAUUAAAACUUCAAUGAUCUGUUGUGUUCGACAGAUAAUUAAACUUUUAGAAAUCACCUUAUUUUCAUUUAUUAAAAGCAAAUAUGUUGCGGCUAAGUAAUGAUCCAUUCUACUGCCAAUAACACCCCCAAAACCUUUAUCU
Mercenaria mercenaria is the source of this 2357-nucleotide messenger RNA. RefSeq names its product T-cell-specific guanine nucleotide triphosphate-binding protein 2-like. NCBI's taxonomy places the organism in Eukaryota, Metazoa, Mollusca, Bivalvia, Venerida, Veneridae. The record is from RefSeq and is a predicted model, not a curated record. The coding region runs from base 262 to 1569 and encodes 435 amino acids. Gene Ontology annotation, molecular function: GTPase activity; GTP binding. Gene Ontology annotation, cellular component: membrane. The transcript is spliced from 2 exons.